UAAUUUAUGAGUCUGGCAAAAUGUAGUGGUGCAAUCAACUACUGAUGUAUGUCUUCGUCUAUGUUGUAAAUCAUCAUUUUGUUAAAUUAAUUCUGAUGUACUGCUAGAGAUGUAUUAAUUUAAUGAACUUUAUUUUAUAAAGUGUUGUUUAAAGAAUAAAAUCGACAUUGCACUGACAAAUGUACAUAAACGUUUUGUAAAUAAGCCUAUGAAAAUGAUGUAUUUGAAAAGGAUCUGUACAAAUGUACUUGUAGUUGUAUAUCGAGUGAUACUGUUGAGCUGUAACAGUUAUUCGAGAAACCAAUUAAAUGCAGCCAAAUGCGACCGUGUGUGCUCUUUUCGAUUUCGUGUGCAUGGCUUGCUAGUGAAUGAUUUGUUUCCUUGAACAAGAAAAGGAAACCACACCACCUCCCUUUAUUGUCUUUAACGUCCAGUGCCAGUUUGACAUACUUGCUUGAAAUCAGGCCAUAUUUGACAUUUGAACACUUCCCCCUCUUGAUUGUUAACUCAUUUUUUCCAUUGGAUUUUUUCCCCCUUGAUUGACAUAUGCAAACUAAACUACUAAGAAUUAUGGUCACCUGUUUAUUUGCUGGUUUAUUUUGGGUGGGAUUCAUAGCUAUUGUAUGUGAAAGGCUAGCAUGCUUUACUCAGGAAGUGCACAAGCUUGCAUGCUGUGCUACUUAUAGAAACCACAAGUGCUGAAGUCUAGAACUGUGGCUUGUUGUUUUAAUGAACACCUUCAGUGGUCUUCAUGCAUGCUCAUAUGAUGGACUUGUCAUACAAGAGAAGGUUUGAAAAUAGUUUGCAUCGCACACUGAUUUAAAUGUAGGGUCGAAAGGACACAAUGUGUUACUAUUAGAGUACUGAUACAAUAGAUCACUCAGAUGACUUUGAACAACAAGCUUUUUUAUCAUUAUGGGAAACAAUGUAGCAAAUCUGAACACUGAACUCAUCGUACUAAUCGCUGUUUAUGCUGGUACCAUCUUCAUCAUCAUACUGUUUGGAUGCAUUGCACUAAAAAAGUAUCGAUCAAUGAAGAAAACCAUUCGGGUCCUUAGCCAGAGGAGACCAGAUGCGAACUUUCCAGUUCCUUUCCCAGAUUCUCCUCAAUCUCAAACCAUCCCAGAAACAUCCAUUAUCUCCAACUAUCCUACAGAAGAUCCAGUAAGGCCUCCACAAACCACGACAAGCUGCAGAUUACCCUGGAAGCCCUUACAGCAGGUUCCACAGUUCAAAAAAGCCGACCUGAGCCUUUUUCAGCUCAUAAAGGCCGGGAGAGAGGGAGUUUUCUACAAAGCAAGGAUAACCAGGGGAAACUGUAAAGGCCACUCGCUGAUAACUUGCAAAAUUGGCAAAGAAGGUAUCACCAGUAAGCAGAUGGAAAAUGAGGUGUCUAUUAUGAGAAAGCUGGCGUAUCAUCAUAAUGUGAUGCAGCUGCUUGACUGGAAUACAACUGAAGAGCCGUAUAUGCUGAUCAUGGAGUUUAUGAGCUAUGGCACGCUGCGCAGUUUUGUUCAAAAAAACAAAGAGCAACUGAGUGCUGACCCUGAACUACAAAGCCAAUUCACCAUCGCGUCCUACCACAUAGCUCUGGCCAUGGAACAUUUGCGCUCAAAAAUGGUGGUGCACUGUGACCUUGCUUUGAGGAACAUUCUGGUGAGCCGUUUCCCAUGGGAGGUGAAGGUGGCAGAGUUCGGCCUAGCCAGGGAUUUGACCCGCAUGAGGAGCAGACGCAGCAGCAGAAAAAAGCACCACAGGGAGCGAGUGCCCCUGCGCUGGUACCCUCCAGAAUAUUUCCGAAACAACUACUAUAGCUUUAAGGGCGACGUCUGGGCAUUUGGUAUCGUGCUGUGGGAGAUGCAGACGUUUGGAACCUUGCCGUAUUCGGAUCUGACCACAUCUGAGCAAGUUGUAUAUAAUGUGUGUGCCGGAUAUAAGAAUACAGUUCCCAGCACGUGCCGUCCAGAGAUAGAACAGAUCAUGCAGAACUGCUGGUCGGACCCAUACACCUCCAGACCAUCAUUUACAGACAUUGUCAGGAUCUUGGAGAACAUUGUGGAAAGUGACGGAGAUUAUGUGGAGGUUGACAACCAAAGAAUCAUGAAUGCUGAAGAAAAAGGAAUUUAAAAACAUAACGUGCACGAUUAACUUAAAACAUUUUGUAGCAAUAUUUUUAACAUAUUUUAUCAUGUAACACUUUAUUGUUUUGUGCAGUCAUACACGCAGGCGUGUAUCUAAGGACUGGAUUUUGUGUCGGUUCUAUUCAUAUGCUGUUUAAAGGGAUAGUUCACCCAAAAAUGAAAAUUCUGUCAUCAUUUACUCACUGUCAUGUUGUUACUUUGUUCUGAUAAAAACGAAGGAAGAUAUUUUGAGAAAUGUUUGUAACCAAACCAUUCGUGGACCCCAUUCACUUCAAUAGUAGGAAAAAAGAAUACUAUGGAAGUAAAUGGGGUCCACUAAUGCAGUGGUUCUCAAACUUUUUCAGCGUGCGGCCCCCUUUGUGUACGGUGCAUUUCUUCGCGGCCCCCCCAAAGAAAAUUUAUGACAAAGAACAGUUCUAAAACUUCACAUUUUAAUUAAACAAAACAUUAAAUUAUACAAAGUAGUGCUGCCUUAUUUUUUUUAGGUUUAAUUUCACAGAAUUCAUGAUAAAUUAAUAUAUUUUAUAAAAUGUCAAAACUGGGGGGCCCCGGACCCCAGUUUGAGAACCACUG
Messenger RNA from Misgurnus anguillicaudatus (oriental weatherfish), 2714 nucleotides. RefSeq names its product tyrosine kinase receptor Cad96Ca. Lineage: Eukaryota; Metazoa; Chordata; Actinopteri; Cypriniformes; Cobitidae. The record is from RefSeq and is a predicted model, not a curated record. Gene Ontology annotation, biological process: positive regulation of cell migration; cell migration; endothelial cell differentiation. Gene Ontology annotation, molecular function: ATP binding; growth factor binding; vascular endothelial growth factor receptor activity. Gene Ontology annotation, cellular component: plasma membrane; signaling receptor complex.